GGCAACUAAACAAAAUACAACAAAUAGCUAUAACUAACAGAAACACAACAAAUCUACGCCAACCAUUAAACUUCCCGAAUUACACAAAUUUUAAUUUUAAAAACAAACACUAAUAUGAAUACACGUACUGAUUGUUCACCACGAAUUAUAAAAAGGAUAAGCAGCAAAGAAAAGACAGGCGAUGCAUCAAAAUAUGGAUUUUACCGACACAUUAACCAUCUAUCUAUUAUAAGACUAGAUAAUGAAGCAGAUAAACUGAAUUAUUCAUCGUGGUUAACUCGAUUGGAUAAUGAAACUUCAGAUUUAAAGAUGCACCUUAUCAAAAUCUUAUUUAUAUCUUUGAGAAGUGAAAAAUCUUUUCAAAUCUUUUUAAAACCGCCACCCGAUGACCUUAAAGAUUUAGAGUUGAGGUCUGAUAAUACGAUGGAUAUGGUUAAAUGGUUACAAGAUAAUAAUAUACCUGAUGAAUCGCCACCCAAGGAGAAUAAACAAGAGAUUUUACACAGACGUUCCGCAGCUGUAGCUACAAACAUGCGCUCUUACACAACAAUUAAAACUUCACCAUACUUUGUACAAUCGUUUUAUGUAAGGUCAGAUUGGCCAAUUUAUACGUGGUAUAAUCCAACCUCUAUUGGUUUGCCGAGUAACCAUGAUCAUAACCAAUGGGAGCUAUUUCUAAAUCGUUUUCAAAUUGUAACCGAGGAUAAAAAUGCCAACAAUAAACACAGAAACGAAUGUGAUGAUAUUAUUCCAAUUGACCAAGUAGCAAAAGAAUUAGCGAACACUUUUAAUUGGCAUCCUUAUAGUAUACUGAUUAAUGAAGAAACUAGACCCAAACAAACGGCAGGUUCCAUUGCAAUUGAUAAAGAUGUAGGAAACCAACUAUGUAACCAACAGCAAAUUGACGAUGCUGCAUUUGCAAUAGUAUCUUGUAAAAUAUUUCCUGGUAAUAAGAUAUUAAGCCAGAGAAUGUAUUCUGAUACACUCAUUCCGGACAGAAAAUUCGUUUUUCAAAUGACGGGUGUAACAAUGAUUGAUUAUUCCAGUCUUAAGUUAAAAAAUGACGAAACGCUACCGUUUAUUUGCAAGCUAAAAGAAAGAAAACAGGCUAUAAAAAACCGCUGUGGAGUUAAAGAAAAAACACCGUGUCCGUGUGAAAAACCAAUGAUGGUCGUUGACUGCAGUAAGCCAAAGUCGCCAUGCUCAACAACAGCGGCGCAAAACACAAAACAAAUUAAUCAGACUAAGAAGCAAUCGAAUACUAUUUCAAUUAUACACAAAAACACAUGUAAUGUUAAAACUGAAAGCGAUUCCAAAUUUAGUAACUUGAACAUCACGUAUCAGGAAUGUAAGUCCAGCUCUAAAUGUCUGAAGAGGAGCGUAAAGAAAUCUAAGUCAGUCGAAAGCUGUAAAUUUCCCAAGGAAGCCGACUUGAACGUUGACGAUAACAAUGAAUCGAAGGAUCACACAAAUUGUCCGAAGGUAUUGAACGCGGGUAAAUCGUCGUUCAACGACAGUUCGAAUUGCGAUUGGACCGUGUCCAGUGUGGAGAUAACGAUGACAGAACCCGAACGGGCCUGCAGCAGUACGCCGCCAAACUGCAAAGCCAACAACUGCACGUUGAUCUCGCCGGAUCAGGUCGCGCGCGUCGAGCCGGAAGACCAGAGCGCAAGGAAGUGCAGCGGUGUGCAGAAGACGCCACCACCGGCGGCCGCGAAGACGCCAAACUGCAGCGCCAACAUCUGCACGUUGACCGCGCCGGAUCAAGUCGCGCGCGUCGAACCGGAAGACCAGGGCGCACGGAACUGCAGCGGUGUGCAGAAGACGCCACCGCCGGCGGCCGCGAAGGCGCCAAACUGCAGCGCGGACAUCUGCACGUCGUUGUUGCCGGAUCCGGUCGAACCGAAAGACCAAAGCACACGGAACUGCAGCAGCGUGCAGAAGACGCAGCCGCCGCCGGUGGCCGCGAAGACGCCAAACUGCAACGCUAACAUCUGCCCGUCGAUGCUGACGCAUCAGGUCAUGCGCGUCGAACCGGAAGACCAGAGCGCACGGAACAGCAGCGGCGUGCAGAAGACGACGCCGCCGGCGGUCACGACUCCUCGCCAGUGCCCGAGAACCACGGAAGGCGUCCGAGAACCUCAACCUCAAGAAAAUUGCCGUCAACGGUCUCUCGGCAUUCGAGACGGCACCAGCUCGGAACCGACGGAGAACGGCGGACGCGCGGACCCCGUCUGCAGCGGCGGUUGUCGACGAAAGAGCGCCCCCGAGCCGCGCGACAGGUGUGCAAGUGCACGUGGUCCGACGGCGGACGACGGGCGGAAGGCAGGACAGUGCCCGGGCAAAGACCAAAACCGCACGUGUCAGGCGGCGUUUGCGGAACAUCGGCCCAAGACGCCGAUGGAGAACGGCGGUCGUCGGCGAACGCCGCCGGGGCGGAGGAUGAGCGCCCCACAGCCGCGGGACACGUGUGCAAGUGCACGUGGUCCGACGACGGACGACGGGCGGAGGGUAGGACAGUGCCCCGGCAAAGACAUGAACCGCUCGUGUCAGCCAGCAUUUUCGGAAUAUCGGACCAAGACGCCGAUGGGGCCCGGCACUCCGGCGGUGUCGGGUUCGGACAGGAGUGCCAGCCAACAGCAGCAACAGCAGCACGAUCGCGCAGGGUCCAGAAGUGACGACAGAUCCAACACAGCCGCUGCUGACCUCUCCUGGAACCCGGAAGUGAGCAGCUAUUCCGCGUUCUCGAACAGUCACGUGAUGGAGGACCGGUUUCGGUUCCUGACGUCCGAGAGGAUGGUCGACGACCGUCCGGCGGCGAUGCGCUCGCCGCCGUCGUCGCCGUUGCUGCCGGCCAACGAUUUCCACAGCGCCGCGGCCGCAGCGGCCGCCAACUACGACAAUGACCUGUCGGACGACAGCUUCGGCGCGAGGAGCGACUGGUCGGCCGAACAGGGAUGUCCGUCGGGGGUCCGGCCGACCAACCGAUUCGACGACGACAACAACAACAACAACUACUACUACUCCUCCUCGAGCUCGCUGUCGACGUUGACCUCGUCCGACAGUUCGAUCGAUAUGCGGAUCGCGGCGCGUCGUCCUCUCAGCCGGAACGUGAACUACGAUCGUCGGACGGAACGUCUGAUGUCGACCAACAGCAGCGACCGAUAUCCGUUCAACAGCAGCCUGUCGCCGAACCUCGCCGACGUCGGGCUGCGGCGCGCCUCCCCCGUGGUCGCCGACGUCUGGCCACCCGCCCGCGAACUCGUCGAGGACGUGAGCAUGCCGGGAAAUUUGGUCACCGGGCCGUGGUCGUUGUCGAUGAGCGAUUCGAGGAGCGGCCGUUACCUGGAAUCCAGUGACGUCGGAGCCGCGGACCAGUACCACAAUAAUUCUUGUUCGGAGGGCGGUAACGCGUCCGGGCGGGACGACUACGGCGGAUCCGAGACCGACGACGGCGACGACGACGCGGGCGCGGCUUCCACGAGCCGUAGAAAUUAUUGACCAAACCGGAAGGAGAGAGAGAGCUCACGAUAUUUCAUUACACAAUAUAACGCGAUUUUAUAUGUGCGAAAA
Acyrthosiphon pisum (pea aphid) is the source of this 3573-nucleotide messenger RNA. RefSeq lists its product as uncharacterized. Bases 115 to 3501 code for a protein of 1128 amino acids. NCBI's taxonomy places the organism in Eukaryota, Metazoa, Arthropoda, Insecta, Hemiptera, Aphididae. The transcript is spliced from 6 exons. The record is from RefSeq and is a predicted model, not a curated record.